AAGAAAUGCAUAAUUUCAAGGAUAGAGAAGUCAUCGAAGCAUUGUGUCUUGUUUUAUGCAGACAAGUAGGAAUCUGAAUUUCUGUUGGUUCCAACGGUCAGUCAUCCUUUGGAACCAAAAGGAAUUCUUUCUAAAGUUUUUUAUUUUUCGAAUAAUUAAUAAUAACGACGAUGAUGGUGGUGAUUUUUAUGUAUUAAUCUUGAAAUUUGCAUCUUUCGAUUUCAUCAAAAGGGUGUAUUGUUAAAUUGUUGAUAUUGAUUAGAAGAUUCGAUCCGAAUUAGUUGCAAUUUUUGUUGUUUUGGUGAUUGAUUGACAAGUUUGGUUUACUGGAAACGUAAUGUGAUUUGGGGAGACUGAAAUUUUAUUGUGUGGGGCAAUGGCUGCCGGAGGGAUUUCAUCUCCGGGGGGAUUUAUGACAGUCUUGUCUUAUGCGGUAUGUGAAUGGUUUUUGAUGUUUAUGUUGUUUCUAGAUGCUGCAUUGGCACAAUUCAUUGCUAAAUUUGCGAGUUACUAUGAGUUGCAAACACCGUGUAUGUUGUGUUCGAGGUUUAAUCAUAUACUUGGUGAUAAGAAAAGUGGAUGUUAUGGGAGUCAUCUUUGUAGAAACCAUAAAGAGGAUGUAUCAUUUCAAGUGUUUUGUCAUAUUCAUGGUAAUCUUGCUGAUGUUCGUGCUAUGUGUGAAGAAUGUCUUGUAUCGUUUGCUACUGAGAAUAUACUUAUUAAAGAGUCAGAUAACUUGAUGAUUGAUAAAUUGGGGAAUAAGAGUUAUAUACCUACUUCUCCUGGCCCAUGGAACUGUUCUUGUUGUCAGAAGACGUGGAGGGCUCGAUCAAGUGCUCAAAGAUUGCUCCAGCUAACUUCUGUUGGUUUUGGAGCUUCUAAGGCUAAUGUCAAACCUCCUCUACCACGCGCAACAGGUCGUAGCCGUUUCAGUCGACGUGAUAGCUUUAAGAAGAUCAGGGAUAAAAUUUCUGGGCCAGAGUCACCUAGGACAAGGGCUUCUGCCCUUGACCCUUUAUCACAUGUAGGAUAUACAGAGUUGAAGAUUACUUCAGAUUCUGAGUCAGAAAUCCAGAUGUCUGAUGAUGAGGAUGGAUGUUCAGCUACUCGUGGUAAAAAUGAUUCUAGAUCGGAAGAUAAUGUUCCACAUGACAAAGGUAUAACACAGAAAUUAGAAACUGAUCAGCCUUGCCAAUCUUCUGAAUCCAAGCCUUAUCAUCUGGAUCAACCAAGACAGCUGACUGUCGACUCGGGCAAAACUGUGAGUUUUCAGGCAUCUGAUGAUUUUGUAGGGCAUGGCUUAGCAGAACUUGACUGGGAAAGUCUUUCUCCUAAGACCGGUGCUUCUGUAUUGCCAGAAUUUAUUUCAUCAUAUAAUGUUGCCCAUGCAUCCAACCCUUUAGAAGAUCAUCACACGUCACGAGAGAGUUUAACGUCCAAUGUUUUUCUCCCUCGUAUCUCAGACCUCUCUGCGCUUUCGGAGCUCAUAUCAGUGACCAAGACACCUUCUUUAUCCAGUAUUAAUAUCCAUCAGACAGAUUUGACGGAAGCAAAUGAUGAAGGAAGCAACUUAACUGAGAAGAAUAAUGCAAAAGCUCCAGUUCAUUUAGAUGAAGGUGCUCCACCUAUAUCAAACCAAAAAAAUCAAGCUGAUUUAUCUGUUGUGAGUAAUGGAGGGAGAAAAGUAUCAGAUAGGCUCGAAGAAUCAAGUGCAAUUACUGAUUCUUCAAAUGCUGGAGAGGGUAUGAAGUCGAUUCCACAACUUUCUACUUCUGUGACGGAUGAAUCGCAAACUACAAGUCUUAGGAAUCAUGAUAGGCUUGGAGAACCAAGUGAAAUUAGUGAUUCUGUAAAUGCUGGAGAAGGUAUGAAGUCGCUUCCACAACUUUCUACUUCUGUGAUGGAUGAAUCACAAACUCCAAGUCUUCGGAAUCAUGAUAGGCUUGAAGAACCAAAAGCAACUAGUGAUUCUGCAAAUGCUGGAGAAGGUAUGAAGUCGCUUCCUCAUCUUUCUACUUCUGUGACGGAUGAAUCACAAACUACAAGUCUUAGGAAUCAUGAUACGCUUGGAGAAGCAAAAACUAUUAGUGAUUCUGCAAAUGCUGGAGAAGGUAUGAAGUCGCUUCCACAGCUUUCUACUUCUGUGACGGAUGAUUUGCAAACUACAAGUCUUAGGAAUCAUGAUAAGCUUGGAGAAGCAAAAGAAAUUAGUGAUUCUGCAAAUGCUGGAGAAGGUAUGAAGUCGCUUCCACAACUUUCUACCUCUGUGACAGAUGAAUCACAAACUACAAGUCUUAGGAAUCAUGAUAAGCUUGGAGAAGCAAAAGCAAUUAGUGAUUCUGCAAAUGCUGGAGAAGGUAUGAAGUCGCUUCCACAACUUUCUACUUCUGUGACGGAUGAUUUGCAAACUACAAGUCUUAGGAAUCAUGAUAAGCUUGGAGAAGCAAAAGCAAUUAGUGGUUCUGCAAAUGCUGGAGAAGGUAUGAAGUCGCUUCCACAACUUUCUACUUCUGUGACGGAUGAAUCGCAAACUGCAAGUCUUAGGAAUCAUGAUAGGCUUGGAGAACCAAGUGCAAUUAGUGUUUCUGUAAAUGCUGGAGAAGGUAUGAAGUCACUUCCCCAACUUUCUGCUUCUGUGAUGGAUGAAUCGCAAACUGCAAGUCUUAGGAAUCAUGAUCAUGGUGAUGACCGACAAAGAAGUGAUGCUUCUACCUCUGACGGGGUACAUGUGGUUCAAACAUCUACCAUCAAGGGGAGAGAUGAUUCUGGUAAUGAAUCAGCAGAUGGAUUCAGCGUCAGUGAUAUUGAGGACGAGAGUAUUGUUGAUAGGUUGAAACGACAGAUUGAACAUGAUCAGAGAUACAUAAAUUCUCUAUACAAGGAACUGGAGGAAGAAAGGAGUGCAUCAGCCAUUGCCACUAAUCAGGCAAUGGCCAUGAUCACUAGGUUGCAAGAGGAGAAGGCGUCACUUCAUAUGGAGGCCUUGCAGUAUUUAAGAAUGAUGGAAGAGCAAGCCGAGUAUGAUAUGGAGGCACUAGAAAGGGCUAAUGAUCAACUUGCUGAAAGGGAGAAAGAGUUGCAAGAUCUGGAAGAAGAGUUAUUAGAAUAUAGAAAUAAUAUUCCAGAUGAGUUAUCAGCAGAAGAUCCACAAAAGGAAAACAAAAACCUGAAAGAAGAAAAUGUAAUAAAUGAGAAUCAUAGUAAAGAACAUGUCGAAAACAAGCUCAGUGGCAGUUCAGAUUCGAAAACUAUUAAAGUAUCCAAAAUCUGUGAUAAACCUAGACAGUUUAAUGAUUCAAUAUGUAACUUUGAGGAUGAAAAGCUAAGUAUUUCAAAACAUCUGGAGAACUUGGAGAAAAAACUUUUUCAAAUUUCUGGCAGAAAGGCCUCAGAUAAUGUUCCUUGUAACGGAUGUUCAGAAAGGAUAAAGAAAGAUGUUGAUAAUCAAGUUAAGAAACAAAGUAAUGAUGCGGGAAGUAUUAAUUCCCAACAGGAGGAGGAGAUUUCUUCAUCCACGCGCAAUGAUUUUUCUAAAUCAAAUGGCGGUCCCAUUGAAAAGCCUGCUGCUUUAGACGUGGAAAAUGCUAUUGUUGGUGAAAAGAAAAACCAUGUAGACAAUAAUCAUAGUAAGCUUUCCUCUCUUGGAGGUGAAGUUGAUGGGGCUUCUAUAGGAAAUGAAAUAUCAGAGCUUAGUGGGAGGUUACAAGCACUUGAGGAUGACUAUAAAUUCCUCAUGCAUGCCUUUAACUCGCUCCAGAAUGGACAUGAAGGAAUACAGCUUAUUCAGGAAAUAACUCAUCAGCUGCAAGAAAUACGGAAAGUUGAGUUUGACAAGAGAUGACUAUCUCUAAACUUGGAAAUGACAAGAUGUUCCGGCUGAGACUUUCAAAGAGAUGCAUGCCGCAACAGAAGCUGUAGCGAGAAGCCUAGCUGCAUCAUUAUUUACAACUUAUAGUUGGAAAGGAGAAGCUCAUGACGCCAAAAAAAUAGUUUUGAUGAUCGAGAAUUGGUCUACAGUACUGCUUUUCAGGUCUUCUUGUCCUCUUAAAUUGGUUCUGUUGAAAAGCUACAGAUCAUCCUUUUGUUUUUGUUUCGUUUUCCUGGUUUUGGGUCCUUUUUUCACAAUUUUGUUAGUCAUUAAUGUGAUCGUGUGGUGCGAGAUUUUGGUGUAAUGUGUGUAUAUCUUUUUCAAGGUUGGGCUUUGUUUGCCAGGUUUCACAACUGUAAAAUGCAGAUAGGUUCUUCAAAGGACUUCCAAAUUUGCUUCUACUGCUGACUG
Molecule: messenger RNA, 4279 nt
Organism: Solanum pennellii
Lineage: Eukaryota; Viridiplantae; Streptophyta; Magnoliopsida; Solanales; Solanaceae
Product: probable myosin-binding protein 4
Exons: 4
Coding region: 377-3841 (1154 amino acids)
Molecular function (GO): myosin binding
Source: RefSeq, a predicted model, not a curated record